AUGGGUGUAUAUCGUUUUUUUUACUUUACAUUUUUUGGGUGUUUUUUAACCACUCACACGGUUUCAAUCAGGACCAGGCGCCCGAACAUCGACGACGACACCGCGAGCAUCGAGAUGUUCGAGGACUGGAUGAAGUCCGCGACGUGGAAGGGCAAGAAGGCGGUCAAGGACGAGGAGCCGACCGUGCCGAUGAAGCGCCGCAAGCUCGAGAAGGCUGACGACGACGACUCGCCGCCGCUGAAGGAGACCAAGAACCACGACUACGCCAGCAUCGUGAAGGCCUCGAACAAGUGGUCGGCCACGAUCGCAGCCGUUCGCUCCAAGAUCAAGUCUGGCGACAAGCUGUCCAAGCCGACUGUGAAUGCGCUCAAGGAUCUCGCCCAGCAGUUCGAGACCGUCCGUAAGGCGUGCCUCUCGGGCAGCUCCAGCUCGAAGGCAAGCGACAAGAACCACUUGAAGGAUCAGGUGAAGCAGUUCACCGCACUCGAUAAGGAGGCCACUAAAAUCAUGAAGAAGGCGAAGGCCCUCGCGAAGUGA
Molecule: messenger RNA, 537 nt
Organism: Prorocentrum cordatum
Lineage: Eukaryota; Dinophyceae; Prorocentrales; Prorocentraceae
Source: the annotation of a GenBank genome assembly